AACAAAAGAGAGAAACAUUGAUCAUUCAAGGUCGAUUUCGAUUGACAUAAAAGAUCGGUGAGCUCCGCUCCGUGGACUCUGUACCUUGUAUUCGUGCUGGUAUCUCGUUCACUAGCGAGCUGCAAAUUACGCGCCACAUAAUUUCUAAAAAGACAGACUGAUCUUUACAGACGUCUAUUCAAACACCAUCUCUUGUCAUUAAGCAUCGCGAACGAUUAUGGAUCAACGUAGCCUCCCUACUAUCCUACGAAUCUUUCUUCUGGUAUGGGUGUGUCAAGAGGUGCAACCAGCCAACAUCCUAAUGGUAGGGUUCGUCGGGAAAGGGAGCCAUUUUCUUUGCCUUCUCCCGAUCGGGAGAAGCUUGGUAAGUCAGGGACACAAUGUUUCUUUACUCACCAGCGACGAAUACAUGGAGAGAGCAAAUGAUCCCGAGCUCAGAAAACUCUUUAAUUUUGAGAUCUACAAAAACACCGAUCCUCGAUAUAACACAAAGAAAUAUUUUCACCUCCUCGAGGAGUUGGGCUUUAGUGAAAACGGAGACCUGAUAUCCUUUUUCAAAACGAUGACAUCAUUUAACGAGAUUAUCAGCAAAACUUGCCAGUUUGUCCUGGAAGAUAAGGAGAUGAUGAAACGUUUUGAGAAGCUGGAUGCGAUUGUAACCGAUAUGGGUUGGCCAUGCGGCGGUUUGAUCAAGCUCCACCUGAAGAAAUACUCCAAUAACAGCCGGGUUCGUCUUAUUUGGACAACACCCACCACGCCCAACGUGGCCAUGUUGGACAUCUCUGGCUCACCCGCAAACCCAGCCUAUCAACCAGCUAUUAUGUCUAGCUACACUUCUAACAUGACGUUUAUCGAAAGAACAAUCAACACCCUAUCUACCUAUGGUUUGCGAUUGUUCAUGAAGAUGGCGUCGUAUUCUUUUUCUACAUUCGCUGAAGGCGUUGGCUUGGGAGAUGAAUUAGCGACUAUAGAUAAUAUGCUAACGGAUAUUACAGACUUAGUCCUGGCAAGUUUUGACUUUGCGGUUGAGUUUCCAUUUCCAAAAUCGCCGGGCUUGAUACCAGUAGGAGGUCUUACGGCAGGACCCCCGAACGACCUCCCUCAAGAACUGGAAGAUUUCAUUCAAAGUUCCGGAGAUGAUGGCAUUGUAGUAUUCACACUCGGAACCUACUUUGCAAAUUUUGCGACUUCCAGACCACAUCUUCUGAAGAUGUUCAUCGAUGCUUUGGCCAAGAUCCCUCAGAAGGUCAUCAUGCAACUCAAGGUCAUGCCCGAGUACGACCUCCCGCCAAACAUUAAAGCGUUACCAUGGCUACCGCAGAAUGAUCUUCUUGGUCAUCCCAAAACUCGGCUCUUCAUGUAUCACGGAGGAAACAACGGGUUCUACGAAGCCGUCUAUCACGGCGUACCUAUCAUCGUUCUACCGUUCUUCGGAGAUCAACUCGACACAGCCGCCAGAAUAACUUCGCGUGGCAUGGGAUUACAGCUUGAUAAGCUAACUCUGAGCGUCGACCUUAUUCAUCAUCACUUGACAGAAGUGUUAGGAGACGAGAGAUAUAGCUUGGCGGCCAAACGUCUGUCAGCCAUCUUGAGAGAUCGACCAAUGAACCCGGCUGAUCGAGCUGCAUUCUGGAUUCAACACGUGAUCAAACAUGGCGGCGAAUACAUGCGAUCUCCUGCUCAUGAUUUAUCGUUCAUCCAGUAUAAUUUGAUUGAUGUUUAUGCAUUUAUUGCGAGUGUGCUUGCGCUCUUCUUAUUCCUAGUUUAUAAGAUUAUGCGAUGUUGUGUUUCUUGCUGCAUGCGAAAGAAAGUAGGUACCAAGGACAAAAGCGACUGAAAAACGAAUUUUCGAAUGAUUUAUUAAACAACCUUGAAAUUGUUAUAUCAUGCAAAUCUGACAAGUUGCUGAUGUUAUAUGGUACUCCCUUUUGCUAGGUUUUUUUUACCGUUAUUUAAAAAAAAUCAUGAUCAAAACAAAAUAUAACAUUAUACCACGAGCAACGUUCUGCAUUUUCCCCCCUAAAAUUUAUAUUACUGUUCUAUUCUCUUUACAUGCGCCCUCUUUGUCAGUUAUGUUUGCUGGUUCAUCACCCUGUUUGAGCGUCAAUGCAUGUUUAAUAGUGCAGAUAGUCGCAAAUAAUUUAUGAUCCAUUCACACCACAAAGACCGACACCAGAACGAAAAGAAUAAAAUGUUGCAUAGUCAAAAUGGCCAAGACUCAUAAAGUCUGAGGUAUGAAGUCGGUAUAAUGUCAGUAUGAAGCCGAUGUGGAGUUGGUUUGGCGGAUUGUCUAAGGUAUUCCUGGAACAAUCAUGCCUGGGUCAUCCCCAAGUCACCCUGCAUACUACAAAAGGUAUCAAAGCUCGAAGAGGGGGUGGGGAAAUUUCGUAUUUUUAAGUAUUUUUGUUUUGUAAUAUUUUUUAUUGUAUUCACUCAAUAAAU
Molecule: messenger RNA, 2442 nt
Organism: Strongylocentrotus purpuratus (purple sea urchin)
Lineage: Eukaryota; Metazoa; Echinodermata; Echinoidea; Camarodonta; Strongylocentrotidae
Product: UDP-glucuronosyltransferase 2B31
Exons: 2
Coding region: 218-1837 (539 amino acids)
Molecular function (GO): UDP-glycosyltransferase activity
Source: RefSeq, a predicted model, not a curated record